AUGGAAGUUUUAUAUGCUGACGUUUUUCCUUCAAGUGGGCUAUUAGGGCUUGUCGUUUAUGGGACUGCAAUUAUCUCUGUUCCUCCUGAUGAGCCUGUGGACCCGAAUGGUUCAGUUGAUUGGGUUGGAGCUUACCUAGGAGUCGGUGGUCUUAUUUUGUUCAAUUUUGUGUGGAACCAAGCCCCCCUUGUUGGAUGGACCAGUCCCUAUGAGAUUACCCUUCUGGUACUGUCGAUCAUUCACUUCGGUGCUUUUUCCUACUGGGAAACGAAGAUGGCCAAGGAGCCGAUACUGCCGUUUAACAUAUGGAAAGCGCCUUCUUUCGGCUUCCUUAUGCUCACCAUAUUCUUCUCAUUCAUGAGUUUGGGUAUCUACUUUUGGUACAUGAAUGUGUACAUGAUUACCAUUCGCGGAGAUAGCCUCAUCAAGGUCGGGGUUCAGUAUCUUCCUCUGACAAUUGUGGGUUGUGCAAAUGCAUUUUUUGCAGCAUGGCUAGUCCCGCGAGUGCCAGCUCAAGUGAUUAUCAGCAUGGGUUGUCUGGCAAUGACCGCCAUCAAUAUUUUAUUGGCCACUAUUCCAGAACACCUAACAUAUUGGGCAAUGGCUUUCCCAGCCAUGUUUCUGUCUGCUUUUACAAUCGACUUGAUUGUCACAAGCGCUCAAAACAUUGCUAGCAACACAGUAUCGAUCAAGCAUCAGGGUGUUGCAGGGUCCUUGGUAGGAACGUUGCUCAGUUACGGGAUGAGCACCGGCCUUGGCUUUGCCGGCACCGUGGAGGUAAACACGUUUGACAAUGGGAAGGAUCUCCUCAAGGGUUAUCAUUGCGCUGCUUAUCUGGCUGUGGGCUUAGCUGUCGCUUCUCUAAUUAUGGCUAUGGUAUUCAUUCGCAUCCCUAAAGAUACACGGGAGGGCUGGAGUGAGGAAGAGGCAGAAUAA
Molecule: messenger RNA, 936 nt
Organism: Penicillium mononematosum
Lineage: Eukaryota; Fungi; Ascomycota; Eurotiomycetes; Eurotiales; Aspergillaceae
Product: major facilitator superfamily domain-containing protein
Exons: 2
Coding region: 1-936 (311 amino acids)
Biological process (GO): transmembrane transport
Cellular component (GO): membrane
Molecular function (GO): transmembrane transporter activity
Source: RefSeq, a predicted model, not a curated record